Molecule: messenger RNA, 855 nt
Organism: Iphiclides podalirius (scarce swallowtail)
Lineage: Eukaryota; Metazoa; Arthropoda; Insecta; Lepidoptera; Papilionidae
Source: the annotation of a GenBank genome assembly
AUGGCUCUGAAAGUGCUCAACCAGAAUGUCCACAAGCUGCCACGCUGCCACAGCGUCAGGUUCUCCAACGACGAGCUGCCUAGCUACAAGUCGCUGCUUAUGCAGCAGGAGUCCACGGAGUCGAGCGGCAGCUGCGGCCGCCAGUGGAACCCUGGAAAUGACUCGGGAGCCCCCAGUCCAGACGCUUGUCACUUUCAGCCGGCAGCGCAGAGGUUUCGCCUUAACGAGCAGAGGAUAAAACUGUUGACGUCGAUAAACCAGAUAGUCCAACAGCGUGCUGACCUGGAGAACAACCGGGCGACACUCUCCGGCCUGCUGGACGAGCUAAAGAGGAAGCUCAAGAAGAGAAUAGAGGAAUGUCACCUCGAGAAGAAGGACAAGAUGAAGGCCCUCAAGCAGGCCAACCAGCGGCUGGAGAAAGAGAGGUGCGGGAUUAUGGGAGAGCUGGAACACCUCAAGAGGCACCUGGAGAGGGAGGAGGCGCACCACGUGCAGCACGCGCGCAACGCCGUCGCCCAGGCUAUACAGGGUGUUACCAAAAUGCCACCAGAACAGCUCUUCACGCCGUGCUCCGUUUCGGAGCUGCCGAGCAUCGUCAGUCGGAAUGUCGCCAAGAACGCCCCGUCGAGAGCGUCUGACAACAAGUUGGCUGCGGCUAGGCUGAUGAGGGACAUAGCGGCUCUGAGGCAGCGCGUGGCACAAGUCGAGGCACGUCUGGCCAACGAGCUGAAGCGUAAGAGGCAGGCUGAGAACGACAUUGUGCGACUGAGGAGGGAGCUCUCCACCACCAAGAGCUCGGUGGCCGCGCUGAGGAUAGCGCCGCCGCCGCUAAGGAAGACGUGCGCCAAGUUUGUC